This is a messenger RNA of Odobenus rosmarus divergens (Pacific walrus), 3054 nucleotides long. It is a transcript of the gene KCNH4, whose product is annotated as potassium voltage-gated channel, subfamily H (eag-related), member 4. Bases 1 to 3054 code for a protein of 1017 amino acids. The record is from RefSeq and is a predicted model, not a curated record. Gene Ontology annotation, molecular function: voltage-gated potassium channel activity. Gene Ontology annotation, cellular component: membrane. Lineage: Eukaryota; Metazoa; Chordata; Mammalia; Carnivora; Odobenidae. Gene Ontology annotation, biological process: regulation of membrane potential; potassium ion transmembrane transport. The transcript is spliced from 16 exons.
AUGCCGGUCAUGAAGGGGUUGCUGGCCCCGCAAAACACCUUUCUGGACACCAUCGCCACCCGCUUCGACGGCACGCACAGCAACUUCCUGCUGGCCAACGCACAGGGCCCACGGGGCUUUCCCAUUGUCUACUGCUCUGACGGAUUCUGCGAGCUCACAGGCUACGGCCGCACUGAGGUCAUGCAGAAAACCUGCAGCUGCCGUUUCCUCUAUGGUCCAGAGACCAGUGAGCCAGCCCUGCAGAGGCUGCACAAGGCCCUGGAGGGCCAUCAGGAGCACCGGGCUGAAAUCUGCUUCUACCGAAAGGAUGGCUCGGCUUUUUGGUGCCUCUUGGACAUGAUGCCCAUUAAGAAUGAGAUGGGAGAAGUCGUGCUUUUCCUCUUUUCCUUCAAAGACAUCACUCAGAGUGGAGGCCCAGGACUUGGCUCCCCAGGAGGCCAUGGGGACAGUAAUCAUGAAAACUCCCUUAGCAGGAGGGGAGCCGGCUCGAGACUCCGAUCUGCCAGGAGGCAGAGCCGUACUGUCCUACACCGGCUGACUGGCCACUUUGGCCGCCGGCGCCAAGGAGGCAUGAAAACCAAUAAUAACGUGUUUGAGCCAAAGCCAUCAGUGCCCGAGUACAAGGUGGCCUCCGUGGGGGGGUCCCGCUGCCUCCUCCUCCACUACAGCGUCCCCAAGGCCGUGUGGGACGGCCUCAUCCUCCUCGCCACCUUCUACGUUGCGGUCACCGUCCCCUACAAUGUCUGCUUCCUGGGCGAUGAUGACACCCCCAUCACUUCCCGACACACCCUUGUCAGCGACAUUGCCGUGGAGAUGCUCUUCAUCCUGGAUAUCAUCCUGAACUUCCGCACCACCUAUGUGUCCCAGUCCGGCCAGGUGGUCUCUGCUCCUCGUUCCAUUGGCCUUCACUACCUGGCCACCUGGUUCUUUGUUGACCUUAUUGCUGCUCUGCCGUUUGACCUGCUUUAUGUCUUCAACAUCACCGUGACUUCCCUGGUGCACCUGCUGAAGACCGUGCGGCUGCUGCGGCUGCUGCGGCUGCUGCAGAAGCUGGAGCGCUACUCACAGUGCAGCGCUGUGGUGCUCACGCUGCUCAUGUCCGUCUUCGCACUCCUCGCCCACUGGAUGGCCUGUGUCUGGUACGUCAUCGGCCGCCGGGAGAUGGAGGCCAAUGACCCGCUGCUCUGGGACAUCGGCUGGUUGCAUGAGCUGGGCAAGCGGCUGGAGGAGCCCUACGUCAAUGGCUCGGCGGGCGGCCCGUCGCGACGCAGCGCCUACAUCGCUGCCCUCUACUUCACGCUGAGCAGCCUCACCAGCGUGGGCUUCGGCAACGUGUGUGCCAACACCGACGCGGAGAAGAUCUUCUCCAUCUGCACCAUGCUCAUAGGCGCGCUGAUGCACGCCGUGGUGUUCGGCAACGUGACGGCCAUCAUCCAGCGCAUGUACUCGCGCCGCUCGCUCUACCACAGCCGCAUGAAGGACCUCAAGGACUUCAUCCGCGUGCACCGCCUGCCGCGGCCGCUCAAGCAGCGCAUGCUCGAAUCCUUCCAGACCACGUGGGCCGUCAACAGCGGCAUCGACGCCAACGAGUUACUGCGUGACUUCCCAGACGAGCUGAGAGCUGACAUCGCUAUGCACCUGAAUCGGGAGAUCCUGCAGCUGCCGCUGUUUGGAGCGGCGAGCAGGGGCUGCCUGCGGGCCCUCUCCCUGCACAUCAAGACCUCGUUCUGCGCUCCAGGCGAGUACCUGUUGCGCCGUGGGGAUGCCCUGCAGGCACACUACUACGUCUGCUCCGGCUCGCUUGAGGUGCUUCGAGACAACAUGGUGCUGGCCAUCCUGGGGAAGGGGGACCUGAUUGGGGCAGAUAUCCCUGAGCCGGGGCAGGAGCCUGGGUCCGGGGCAGGCCCAAGCUGCGUGCUGAAGACCAGCGCUGACGUGAAGGCACUGACCUACUGUGGCCUGCAGCAGCUGAGCAGCCGAGGGCUGGCUGAGGUCCUGAGGCUCUAUCCUGAGUACGGGGCUGCCUUCCGGGCUGGCCUGCCCCGGGACCUCACCUUCAACCUGCGCCAGGGCUCUGACACCAAUGGCCUCAGCCGCUUUUCCCGGUCUCCUCGCCUUUCCCAGCCCCGCUCGGAAAGCCUCGGCUCCUCCUCAGACAAGACCCUGCCAUCCAUCACAGAGGCUGAGACUGGGGUGGAGUCUGGGGGUGGUUCUAGGCCCCGCCGGCCCCUCCUGCUGCCCAACCUCAGCCCAGCACGACCCCGGGGCUCCCUGGUCAGCCUCUUGGGCGAGGAGCUGCCCCCAUUCUCAGCCCUUGUCUCCUCCCCUUCCCUGUCCCCAACCCCUUCCCCUGCCUUGGCUGGCCGGGGUCACAGCCCCUCCCCUCAUGGCCCCCCCAGGGGCUCUGCUGCCUGGAAGCUCCCCCAGCUUCUCAUUCCCCCACUGGGAACCUUUGGACCUCCGGACCUCAGUCCCCGGAUAGUGGAUGGCAUCGAGGACUCUGGCAGCACAGCGGAGGCCCCUACAUUUCGAUUCAGCAGGAGGCCUGAGCACCCUAGGCCCUGCUCACAGGCCCCUCCUUCAGGGACCAGGCCCAGCCAGGAACUGGCCACGGAGGCUGAGGAGAUGAAGGAAAAGGUCUGCAGGCUGAACCAGGAGAUCUCCCGUCUCAAUCAGGAAGUGUCUCAGCUGAGCCGGGAGCUUCGACAUAUCAUGGGCCUGCUACAGGCCAGGCUGGGUCCCCCGGGCCACGCAGUAGCCUCAGCUCGGCCCCCAGAGCCUCCUGGUCCCCAGCUGAGGCCUCCAUGCAUCUCUCCCUGUCUAUCUGGACCACUGCCCAGCCUCCAGGAUACUACUCUCGCUGAGGUCCACUGCCCGGCCAGUGUGGGGACAGCAGAGAUGGGGGCCACACCCCCCAACCUGAGACCCUCCGUGCUAUCCCCCUAUUCCUCAGAGCCUGAGUCUCUGGGACCCUCCCCAGUGCCAGAGGCCUCACCUCCAACCCCAAGCCUCAUGCGGCAGAGCUUUCGGUCCAGGCCAGACACGUUCCACUGA